ACACAAUUGAAAUUUGGUUUCAUACUUCACUCGCUCUCUCUCUCUCUAAAAUAGAGACAAACAAACAGUCCCCUCUUUCCUCUCCACAACCACUCUCUCUCUCUCUCUCUCUUUCCCUCUCUCUAAAAACUCCUCUGCUCUCACUACUCUCUCUUUUUCACUCACUCACUCCACUCCACUGCUUCUCCUCUUUCAUUUGAUUCUCCCAAUAUGUUCAAUCUUCUGUUCGGCUGAAAUUAAAAAAGUUAAAUUAGGGUUUCUAUACCUCUUGGGCUUCUUUGAGUUUGUUGUCUGUGGAAUUUGGGUGGGCAUGGUGGGCUCUGAGGAGGAUUCUGGUACUUCUGGGGGUGCAGCGGUGCAGCUCUCUGGCAGUCGGAAAUUGUUCUGGCGCUCGGCUUCAUGGUCAGCAUCACGUUCCUCACUUCACCAUCCUGAAGUGAACAGAGAAGGGGGAGACCCCAAUGGGAAUCUCGGCGAUGGUAAUGGACCAAGCCGAAUUUUUCCUGCUCCUUUAACUCCAAGAUCACAGCAGCAUUGCAAAGCAAGGUCGUGCUUGCCCCCUUUACAGCCUUUGUCGAUUGCUCGGCGAAGCUUGGAUGAAUGGCCAAAGGCGGGGUCGGAUGAUAUUGGUGAGUGGCCGCAACCUCCUACUCCAAGUGGCAGAGGAAACAACGAGAGGUUGAAACUUGAUUUGUCAACAAUUCAGAGAAUCCCUGAUAAGAAUUGUGGGUUGGUGAAGAGGGAUAAAAUUGCUUUCUUUGACAAAGAGUGUUCAAAAGUGGCAGAACAUGUAUAUCUUGGUGGUGAUGCGGUUGCUCGAGAUAGGGAUAUACUUAAACAGAAUGGAAUAACUCAUGUAUUGAAUUGUGUAGGAUUCGUUUGCCCGGAGUACUUCAAAGAUGAUUUUGUGUACAGAACUUUGUGGUUGCAGGAUAGCCCAUCUGAGGAUAUUACUAGUAUUCUUUAUGAUGUUUUUGACUACUUCGAAGAUGUUAGAGAACAAAAUGGAAGGGUUUUUGUUCAUUGUUGCCAGGGAGUAUCCCGGUCGACGUCCUUGGUGAUUGCCUAUCUGAUGUGGAGAGAAGGGCAGAGUUUUGAUGACGCAUUUCAAUAUGUUAAGGCAGCAAGAGGUAUUGCCGACCCAAAUAUGGGUUUUGCUUGUCAGUUAUUACAGUGUCAAAAGAGGGUCCAUGCGUUCCCUCUUAGUCCAAGUUCACUGUUGAGGAUGUACAGAAUUGCUCCGCACUCACCGUACGAUCCCUUGCAUUUGGUCCCCAAAAUGUUAAAUGAUCCUUCGCCCUCUGCUCUUGAUUCUAGAGGUGCAUUUAUCAUUCAUAUACCUUCUGCCAUAUUUGUUUGGCUUGGUAAAAACUGUGAAGCAAUUAUGGAAAGAGAUGCAAGGGGAGCCGUUGUGCAGAUUGUUCGGUACGAGAGAGUGCAAGGGCCUAUAUAUGUAAUUAAGGAAGGGGAAGAGCCAACAAACUUUUGGGAUUCUUUUGCGAACCUGUUACCUUUAAUGGAUAAAUCUAACAGUAAAAUUAAUCUUGGGGAAUUAAAAGUUAAGCCUUAUCCAGGGGAGAGGAAAGUUGAUUCCUAUGAUGUGGAUUUUGAAAUUUUUCAGAAGGCUAUUACUGGUGGUUUUGUUCCUCCAUUUCCUUCAUCGGAGAAUGAGCAUGAAACCCAUCUUCCUGUUAGAGAAAGCAGUUGGAGUGUGCUUAGACGUAAGUUUGCCUCUGGAAAUAUGAAAGAGUCUGUAUCAGCUCCUCGAGUAUCCCUUUCUAGGGUUUAUUCAGACUCGUUGAUGAUGGUGCAUUUUUCUGCCAAAUCUUCAUCACCUUCAGCGUCUUCUCUGUCGUCGUCAUCUUCUUCACCUAUCUAUCUUUCGCCAGACUCCAUCUCUUCUGAUUCAAGUUCAAGUUCAAGUUCUAGUUCCAAGUAUUUUUCAGAAUCCUCUUUAGAUUCUCCAUCUGCUUCUUCACCUUCAGUUUCAGUUUCCUCACUGUCCAGUUUCUCUAACAUGUCUCUUGUCUCAUCCAAUAGUUCCUCAGAACACAUGCCCAAUGUUCCAGAAACUCGUGAUACAGUCCCUUUGGAAUCAAGUUCUCGUUCAUUUUCAUUCCCGUCGAAAAAGUUCUCACCUUCUCUUGCAGAACGUCGUGGUACUGCAAAAUCUCUGACAUUGCCUACAAUGCCUAGUAAAAUCAAAGCAACAAAUAGUGCCUCAAGGUUUCUCGCUACUCAAGAAGAAGUUAAGAGGAAAAACAAGACUUCUUACCCUCUUAAUGUAUCAAUUAAUAUGAAAAAUGGCUCAGACUCUAUGGAUAGGAUUGAAAAUGAACAAACAAGUUCCACUCAGAAUUUCAAGAAUAUUGGAAAUAGAAUGGAAAUAAGGGUAGGUAGUGUGGCCUCGUGCCAGCAGGAAACUAAAGUUGCUGGACAAUCUGCUGGUUCAUGGAAAAGCUAUCCCAAACUUUUUGAAGAAGGCAUGGUGUCCACUUUGUCUAAUGGGAAGCAAGAUGGUGAGUUUGUCCAACCUAUGGUAUACUGUUGGCCGGAGUUAGAAAAGAUUGCAGCUUUUGACACAAGUUACCUCAAUUCUAAAGCUGCUGUAGUGAUUUUCUCUCCAAGUAGGUAUUUAGGCAAGAAGGAUGACAUGAUGCUGUAUAUUUGGGUAGGAAGUUCUUUUGACCAUGAUUUAUCUCAGGUUCAUGUAAAGAGGGAUAAGGAUAAAGAGUUGGUUGAUAUAGAAAAGAUAGACUGGGUUAAAGUUGGUCAAUAUGUACUUACGGAAAUAGAUCUGCCAGAAAAUACAGAAAUUAAGAUUGUUAAAGAAGGUGAAGAAACAGAGGAAUUUCUUGCACGAUUGAGUCUGUUGAAGUCUCGCUGCUAAUAGACAUUUCCUUGAUUUGGUAACGAAGGUUAUUUGAUUGUUGAGCUGGCUUAGCGAGCCAUGCAACAUAGUCAUCAAAGAUGAACUCCCCUUACGAAUUUAGUGAGGAUGUUUCAAAAUUUAUGGCUGAGUAAAAAUUAUGAUUGGAAUUCGACCAAUAAUUCAAAUAUUUUCUUACAAAGAUGAAACUGACCAUUGUGAGAAAAACAAAAACAAGUAUUAUUCUCAAAAAUCAAAUGGCUUCAAAGUCGUUAAAUUGGGACACAAUCUGUCUGGGCUCUGUAGUGUCAUGUUUGUCUAUGGACAUUACGAAAGCGAGCAACAAAAAACAACAAACCAACAAAGGGGGUCCUCCACAAAAAACUUAAAAUAGUUGAUAUUGAAUUACAUUAUCCUAUUUUGUUAGCAGAUUCCAUGAAAAGCCGAGUUCUGAAUGAUUUCUUGACAUUGGUUGCUGUGUUUGCAGGAGACGCUUGAAAAUCCAAGUCGUUUUAUAGCAAGUCUUAACAAAGUUGUACAGAGCUGUAACACCCCCACGACGUAAUUCAAAUUUGAUCUUGUAAACAAUUUGCUGAAAAGGCCCUUGCCUAGCAUAUGUUAUUGACUUUUUUCUUCUUGAUAGGAUCAAUCAAAUCUUUCUUCAACUC
Messenger RNA from Cucumis melo (muskmelon), 3537 nucleotides. Its product is annotated as protein-tyrosine-phosphatase MKP1. Bases 311 to 2890 code for a protein of 859 amino acids. Gene Ontology annotation, biological process: protein dephosphorylation. The record is from RefSeq and is a predicted model, not a curated record. The transcript has 4 exons. Gene Ontology annotation, molecular function: actin filament binding; protein tyrosine/serine/threonine phosphatase activity. Lineage: Eukaryota; Viridiplantae; Streptophyta; Magnoliopsida; Cucurbitales; Cucurbitaceae.